CACAUGGCAUCAUAAACAUAACCUCCAAGUGAACCGCGUUACUAUUAUUAAACACGCUACUUCAGAUAAACAAUUACGAGAAGCUUUUAUAAUAAUUGACACGUACAACUUUAAAUAGAAAUAAUGUUACGAAGACAAGCACGAUUGCGUCGAGAAUAUCUCUAUCGGAAAUCCGUGCAGGAGAAGGUAAAAGCUAUUCAAGACAAGAAGGAUAAGGUGAAGCAUAGCUUGGAAGAAAACGUAGUAAUCCAUCCGGAUCUCAGAAAAAAUGCAUUGCAUAUACAAAGAAAAAUCGAAUGGGAAGAUGCUGGACCGGAGAUGGCAGUAGCUAUGGGUACAGAGAUGGGUGGCACCGUGGCCAACCAUGAGGACGACGAGUAUCGUUGGGCUGGCGUAGAGGAUCCGAAGAUCGUCAUCACGACAUCCCGCGACCCGAGUUCCCGACUAAAGAUGUUCGUCAAAGAGCUACGUCUGAUAUUUCCAAACUCACAGCGAAUGAAUCGUGGUAAUUAUGAAAUGAAGCAAUUAAUCCAUGCUUGCCGCGCUAACGAUGUUACGGACUUCAUUAUCGUGCACGAACACCGAGGUAAUCCUGACGCUAUAAUAAUAUGUCACCUGCCAUAUGGACCAACAGCUUAUUUCACAUUAUCCGGAGUCAUAAUGCGACAUGAUAUACCUGAUAUUGGCACAAUGUCAGAGCAGUAUCCUCAUUUAAUCUUCCAUAACUUCAAGACAAAACUGGGAGAGAGAGUGAUGAGUAUAUUGAAGUAUCUGUUCCCUGUACCAAAGGAAGAUAGUAAGAGAGUGAUUAGUUUUGCUAAUCAUGAUGAUUACAUAUGUUUCCGACAUCAUACUUACAAGACUCAGGGAAAGAAUGUCGAAUUGACAGAGAUUGGACCACGUUUCCAAAUGAAAUUGUAUAAGAUCAACUUAGGAACUCUGGAUACUGAAUCAGCAGCUGAUUCAGAAUGGGUCCUGAAACCUUAUAUGAGAACAAGUUACAAAAGGAGGUAUUUAUCCGAUGAAGAUGGCUGGCAGCAAGAAGACACUAUGUAAUGUUAUUGUAAUAAUUAAUUGGAAAUGUUUUGUUAUAUCUAGUAUUUAAUUAUGAUAAAUUUUAUAAAGUUACAUUAAUAUUUCCAUAAAUAAUAAGUUUUUUCCUUACUGUACAAAUUACAUAGAUAUACAAUAAGA
Molecule: messenger RNA, 1194 nt
Organism: Pogonomyrmex barbatus (red harvester ant)
Lineage: Eukaryota; Metazoa; Arthropoda; Insecta; Hymenoptera; Formicidae
Product: U3 small nucleolar ribonucleoprotein IMP4
Biological process (GO): rRNA processing
Cellular component (GO): Mpp10 complex; small-subunit processome; nucleolus
Molecular function (GO): snoRNA binding; rRNA primary transcript binding
Source: RefSeq, a predicted model, not a curated record